ACAACUUCCCUGACUUGAGAAGAUGGAAAGGGAGGAGAUAAAUUUGCCUACAGGAAUACCAAUGAGAUUAAAUUUGAAGGAGAUUGCGUCUCUGAUUGACACUGGCGCAUGUGCACACGAAAUUAGGCAAAUUGUGCGAGCCGUGAGGCUUAUUAUGGCGAUCCGGCGGAAACUGAAGGCCCCCAUUCUCUCUGCUUUCCUCAAUUUCGCUCUUCCUCCGGGAUCUGAGGCGCAUAGUAGGCUGUCUUCUUAUCUUCCAAAGUGUAGAGUUGUCACAGUUGUUAGGAUGCGUGUUCAUCAAUUUGGAAACUUGUGUGGAUUGCAUUCUCAAACAUUGCAUUGCUCAACGUUGGUGAUAGAAGAUGAGCAUGAUAUGGAAGUUGAUACUGCUACCUCUUCACUUCAAGCUUCUGCAAAACAUCCAUCGCCGGAGCUGGAAAUCUAUUGCUACUUGCUUGUCUUGAUAUUUCUGAUUGAUCAAAAGAAGUACGAUGAGGCAAAAGCUUUCUCCUCUGCAAGCAUUGCUCGGCUGAAGAACGUGAAUAGGAGGACUGUUGAUGUUCUAGCUGCCAGGCUUUACUUCUACUACUCUCUCAGCUAUGAACUUACUACCGCUGAUCUUGCUGAAGUUAGAGGUAACCUUCUUGCCCUGCACCGAAUUGCAACAUUGCGUCAUGAUGAGUUGGGACAGGAAACACUUCUCAACCUGCUGCUUCGCAAUUACCAUCAUUACAAUUUGUAUGAUCAGGAGGAGAAACUGAGGUCAAAGGCACCAAGAUUCGAAGAACACUCAAACCUGCAGGCAACUCUCUGUGAAAUCCCAGAGAGGACCAUUUUUACGCAGAAAGGAAUGGAAAAGGCUUUGAGGCCAUGCUUUGAGCUUACAAAUGCUGUUCACAUUGGAGAUUUGGAGCUUUUUAGAUCUGUUGCUGAGAAAUUCUCGAGUGCAUUCAGUUCAGUUCGGACUCAUAACUUGAUUGUUAGGCUGUGGCAUAAUGUCAUAAGGAAUGGACUGCGAAACAUAAGUAUCUCAUACUCUCGUAUCUCCCUUCCUGAUGUUGCCAAGAAGCCAAGGUUGUACUCCGCUAACCCUGUUGCUGAUGCGGAGGGUAUAAUAGCCAAGGCAAUCAGAGAUGGAGCAAUUGAUGCAAUAUUGGAUCAUGCAAAUGGAUGGAUGCUGUCAAAGGAGACGGGUGACAUUUACUUUACAAAUGAGCCUCAAAUUGCAUUCAACACAAGAAUUGCUUUCUGUCUGAAAUGCAUAAUGAGGCAGUACGCGCACUGUGAUUUCCUCCAAACUCUCAAAAGGACAAAGAAAGUGCUGAGAAAAGGAAGGAGGGACAACAAGAAGAUGCAGAGGAGGAUGACGGUGAGUUCUGAUUGAAUCACUUUCAAAAGGCAUAGCUUAGACCUGCAUAAUGCCUUCAUCAAGAUGUGCAUUUCUCUUUCCUUGAAAUUCUGGGCAAAAAUGUUAUAAUUUUGAACUUGGCUUGUUAUAGAUAUUUAUGUUGUUUUUAAUUCAACUUGGUAGUACCUUAUUGGUUCCAAAAUUUUAUUUGUAUUGUUCAUUUCUUCACCCAUUGAACAGCCGUUUGAGUGCUAUCUCAUCCUGGUGAGAAACUCAUCUUUAGCAUUUUUUUACCAAAAUUUUCCCUUUCCUAAUUUUUAUUUUAUUAGUAUUCAACAAUGAAUAUACACCUUAAUUAAAACCAUUACUUGCUUUUUACCUUUGAGUUUUUAUUUUUAUCUGAAUAAAAUUAGGAGAUUUCU
Rubroshorea leprosula is the source of this 1770-nucleotide messenger RNA. The record is from the annotation of a GenBank genome assembly. Lineage: Eukaryota; Viridiplantae; Streptophyta; Magnoliopsida; Malvales; Dipterocarpaceae.